Molecule: messenger RNA, 1659 nt
Organism: Trichomonas vaginalis G3
Lineage: Eukaryota; Parabasalia; Trichomonadida; Trichomonadidae
Product: protein kinase protein
Exons: 1
Coding region: 1-1659 (552 amino acids)
Molecular function (GO): protein binding
Source: RefSeq, a predicted model, not a curated record
AUGUCUGAUCAAGACACUAACACAAAUAAAUACGAUGAAUUGCGAAAUAUCUAUAAAUACUAUAUCGAUUCAUAUACUGCAUUGUAUCGGCUAAAAACGGAAAAUGAAGAAGAAUUAAACACGAUUUACAAUAUGAUCAAAACAGAAUUGAUAGAUUCAAAUAAUUAUUUCCCAAAAAGCAUUGUAAGAGAUAUUUUAAAUAUCAUUCCGUAUAAUAAUCGCUAUACAAAGUCAUAUUUAUAUCUUGCAAAACGUAUAACUGAUGAUUAUCAUGUAACAGAGGUCAACAAAAUUCCUACCAUUUGUAGCUUCUUGUUUUAUAAAGAGUAUGGGAUUACAUUAUACAAAUAUAAAAAAUUCAAAGAAAUUCAAUUUCAAAAUCCCAACAUUCAUUCAGAAAAUAAUAUUUUCACGGCAAUUAUGGAUAAUGACAAAGAAAGAUUCAUACAAUUCAUCGAACGCGAUGAUUUUGAUAAAGAAAAAACUCUUUACAACUCUUUGUAUCCAAUUGUUGAUAAAGGAGCAACGUUACUUGAAUUAUGUUGUUACCACGGAGCAGUAGAUUGUUUCAAGUUAUUAAGAACAAAAUUUGACUCACAAAUAGCUCACAAUUGCAUUGAUUUUUCAUUUUUAGGAAGAAAUCAAGAGAUUAUGAGUGAAUGUUUGAAACACCAAAAGCCUGAUGAAAUUACUAUGAAAUAUGCAAUUAUUUCACACAACAUUGAUUUCGUUACAUUCUUGAUGAGCGAAUAUAACUCAAAAAUGGAUUUAUUAGCUUGUGGACAAUACAAAAAUCUGGAAUCACUUUUAGUUUAUUUCGAUCAAAAGAAUGAUAUUAACAAAUGUUUUAUUUAUUCAAUGAUGUUUGAUAUUCCAUCCCUUUGCGAAUAUUUCCUUUAUUAUGGUGCAAAUAUCAACGAAAAAGAUUUGUUUGGAAAAACUGCUCUACAUUAUAUGGCAGCAAAUAAUAGUAUACAAACCGCUCCACUUCUUCUCUCACGCGAUAUUAAAAUCAAUGAAAAGGAUAAUUAUGGAAAAACCGCUCUUCAUUAUGCGGCAGAAAAUAAUAGUAAAGAAAUAGCCGAACUUCUCCUUUCUCAUGGUGCAAAUAUCAAUGAAAAAGACAGACAUGGAAAAACCGCUCUUCAUUAUGCAGCAGAAAAUAAUAGUAAAGAAAUAGCUGAACUUCUCCUUUCUCAUGGUGCAAAUAUCAAUGAAAAAGAUGAUUAUAAAAAAACUGCUCUUCAUUAUGCAGCAGAAAAUGAUAAUGAUGAAACAGCCGAACUUCUUAUUUCAUUCAAAGCCAAAAUCAAUGAAAAAGAUGAAGAGGGAAAAACUGCUUUUCAUUAUGCAACAUAUAACGAUAAUAUAGAAAUGGCCAAACUUCUUCUUUCUCAUGGUGCCAAAGUCAAUGAAAGAGAUAAAGAUGGAGAAAGACCUCUUCAUAAAGCUGCAUUUUUACAAAGCAAAAAAUGGUCGAACUUCUUCUUUCACAUGGUGCAAAAAUCAAUCAAAGAGCUAAGUUUGGUUUCACUCCUCUUCAACUCGCAGCAUCAUUUCCUAAAACAGAAGUCACAGAAUUUCUUCUUUUACAUGGUGCAAAAAUCAAUCAAAAAGAUGAUAGUAAAGAAACAGUUCUUCAUGCUGCUACAAACAUGA